Molecule: messenger RNA, 3357 nt
Organism: Knipowitschia caucasica
Lineage: Eukaryota; Metazoa; Chordata; Actinopteri; Gobiiformes; Gobiidae
Source: the annotation of a GenBank genome assembly
AUGGAGUGUGUGAUGGAGGAGGAGGUGGAGCAGACCUGGGUGUUGACGAUGGAGUGUGUGAUGGAGGAGGAGGUGGAGCAGACCUGGGUGUUGACGAUGGAGUGUGUGAUGGUGGAGGAGGUGGAGCAGACCUGGGUGUUGACGAUGGAGUGUGUGAUGGAGGAGGUGGAGCAGACCUGGGUGUUGACGAUGGAGUGUGUGAUGGUGGAGGAGGUGGAGCAGACCUGGGUGUUGACGGUGGAGUGUGUGAUGGUGGAGGAGGUGGAGCAGACCUGGGUGUUGACGAUGGAGUGUGUGAUGGUGGAGGAGGUGGAGCAGACCUGGGUGUUGACGGUGGAGUGUGUGAUGGUGGAGGAGGUGGAGCAGACCUGGGUGUUGACGAUGGAGUGUGUGAUGGAGGAGGAGGUGGAGCAGACCUGGGUGUUGACGGUGGAGUGUGUGAUGGUGGAGGAGGUGGAGCAGACCUGGGUGUUGACGAUGGAGUGUGUGAUGGAGGAGGAGGUGGAGCAGACCUGGGUGUUGACGAUGGAGUGUGUGAUGGAGGAGGAGGUGGAGCAGACCUGGGUGUUGACGAUGGAGUGUGUGAUGGAGGAGGAGGUGGAGGAGGUGGAGCAGACCUGGGUGUUGACGAUGGAGUGUGUGAUGGUGGAGGAGGUGGAGGAGGUGGAGCAGACCUGGGUGUUGACGAUGGAGUGUGUGAUGGAGGAGGUGGAGGAGGUGGAGCAGACCUGGGUGUUGACGAUGGAGUGUGUGAUGGAGGAGGAGGUGGAGCAGACCUGGGUGUUGACGAUGGAGUGUGUGAUGGAGGAGGUGGAGCAGACCUGGGUGUUGACGAUGGAGUGUGUGAUGGAGGAGGAGGUGGAGCAGACCUGGGUGUUGACGAUGGAGUGUGUGAUGGAGGAGGAGGUGGAGCAGACCUGGGUGUUGACGAUGGAGUGUGUGAUGGAGGAGGAGGUGGAGCAGACCUGGGUGUUGACGAUGGUGUGUGUGAUGGUGGAGGAGGUGGAGGAGGUGGAGCAGACCUGGGUGUUGACGAUGGAGUGUGUGAUGGAGGAGGAGGUGGAGCAGACCUGGGUGUUGACGAUGGUGUGUGUGAUGGUGGAGGAGGUGGAGCAGACCUGGGUGUUGACGAUGGAGUGUGUGAUGGUGGAGAAGGUGGAGGAGGUGGAGCAGACCUGGGUGUUGACGAUGGAGUGUGUGAUGGUGGAGGAGGUGGAGCAGACCUGGGUGUUGACGAUGGAGUGUGUGAUGGUGGAGGAGGUGGAGGAGGUGGAGCAGACCUGGGUGUUGACGAUGGAGUGUGUGAUGGAGGAGGAGGUGGAGCAGACCUGGGUGUUGACGAUGGAGUGUGUGAUGGAGGAGGUGGAGCAGACCUGGGUGUUGACGAUGGAGUGUGUGAUGGAGGAGGUGGAGCAGACCUGGGUGUUGACGAUGGAGUGUGUGAUGGUGGAGGAGGUGGAGCAGACCUGGGUGUUGACGAUGGAGUGUGUGAUGGAGGAGGAGGUGGAGCAGACCUGGGUGUUGACGAUGGAGUGUGUGAUGGAGGAGGAGGUGGAGCAGACCUGGGUGUUGACGAUGGAGUGUGUGAUGGAGGAGGAGGCGGAGCAGACCUGGGUGUUGACGAUGGAGUGUGUGAUGGUGGAGGUGGAGCAGACCUGGGUGUUGACGAUGGAGUGUGUGAUGGAGGAGGAGGCGGAGCAGACCUGGGUGUUGACGAUGGUGUGUGUGAUGGUGGAGGAGGUGGAGCAGACCUGGGUGUUGACGAUGGUGGAGGAGGUGGAGCAGACCUGGGUGUUGACGAUGGAGUGUGUGAUGGAGGAGGAGGUGGAGCAGACCUGGGUGUUGACGAUGGAGUGUGUGAUGGUGGAGAAGGUGGAGGAGGUGGAGCAGACCUGGGUGUUGACGAUGGAGUGUGUGAUGGAGGAGGUGGAGCAGACCUGGGUGUUGACGAUGGAGUGUGUGAUGGUGGAGAAGGUGGAGGAGGUGGAGCAGACCUGGGUGUUGACGAUGGAGUGUGUGAUGGAGGAGGUGGAGCAGACCUGGGUGUUGACGAUGGUGGAGGAGGUGGAGCAGACCUGGGUGUUGACGAUGGUGGAGGAGACACCAUCAACGACUGCAGACACCAUCAACGACUGCAGACACCAUCAACGACUGCAGACACCAUCGCCCUCUGCAGACACCAUCAACGACUGCAGACACCAUCAACGACUGCAAACACCAUCGCCCUCUGCAGACACCAUCAACGACUGCAGACACCAUCGCCCUCUGCAGACACAAACGACUGCAGACACCAUCGCCCUCUGCAGACACAAACGACUGCAGACACCAUCGCCCUCUGUGACCAUGGAGUGCAGACACCAUCGGCCUCUGCAGACACCAUCACCCUCUACACCAUCGGCCUCUGCAGACACCAUCGCCCUCUGUGCCCAUGGACUGCAGACACCAUCGGCCUCUGCAGACACCAUCGCCCUCUGUGCCCAUGGACUGCAGACACCAUCGGCCUCUGCAGACACCAUCGCCCUCUGUGACCAUGGACUGCAGACACCAUCGGCCUCUGCAGACACCAUCGCCCUCUGUGACCAUGGACUGCAGACACCAUCGGCCUCUGCAGACACCAUCGCCCUCUGUGACCAUGGACUGCAGACACCAUCGGCCUCUGCAGACACCAUCGCCCUCUGUGACCAUGGACUGCAGACACCAUCGGCCUCUGCAGACACCAUCGCCCUCUGUGACCAUGGACUGCAGACACCAUCGGCCUCUGCAGACACCAUCGCCCUCUGUGACCAUGGACUGCAGACACCAUCACCUUCUGGGACCAUGGACUGCAGACACCAUCACCUUCUGGGACCAUGGACUGCAGACACCAUCGGCCUCUGCAGACACCAUCGGCCUCUGCAGACACCAUCACCCUCUGUGACCAUGGACUGCAGACACCAUCGGCCUCUGCAGACACCAUCACCCUCUGUGACCAUGGACUGCAGACACCAUCGGCCUCUGCAGACACCAUCACCUUCUGUGACCAUGGACUGCAGACACCAUCACCUUCUGGGACCAUGGACUGCAGACACCAUCGGCCUCUGCAGACACCAUCGGCCUCUGCAGACACCAUCACCCUCUGUGACCAUGGACUGCAGACACCAUCGGCCUCUGCAGACACCAUCACCCUCUGUGACCAUGGACUGCAGACACCAUCGGCCUCUGCAGACACCAUCACCUUCUGUGACCAUGGACUGCAGACACCAUCACCUUCUGGGACCAUGGACUGCAGACACCAUCGGCCUCUGCAGACACCAUCGGCCUCUGCAGACACCAUCACCCUCUGUGACCAUGGACUGCAGACACCAUCGGCCUCUGUGA